UCCACUGACGACCACGAGUGGUGUUGAAUCGACAAGUGCAAACAUGUACUGUGAUAUAGUUAGGCUCAAUUGAACUGUGAAUUGCUUUCUGCCCAGAAGUGUUCAACAUGCUGCAGCCUGAGGCAGGGAAUGGCUGGUCGCUCCUGCCUGAUGGAGGAAUGAAUCUCUCCCUCUGUUUCCCUCUUCGCAAGCCAUCUGAUGUUGUGACCUCUCAACAGAACCCAUUCCUCACCUGCGAAAAUCAAUAUGACCGAAAGCCACCCCUGCUGGGACUGGAUGAUAGUACUUACGAGUACCCACCACUAUGCCAGAGAUCGCUUGUUCUUCAAGGACUACGUUCCAGUCGGAAUCAGGUCUCCCGCUUCCCCGUUUGGAGAGGAGGAUCUAGACAUCGCCGGGAUGGGCACCGUGGAACUCCUUGUGCACACAGGUCCCGAGAGCACUUCUACUACUAGGACUCUGGUGCUCAAAAAUGUUCUGCAUAUUCCUAACGCUCUCUGCAAUGGUUUCAAUGGUUUGCAGUACUCUCAGGUUAAUGGCGGUGGCGGGCUGACCUUCGGAUCUUUAACUCGCCAAGGAACAGAUAGAGAUGGAUCUCCUCUCUGGUAUGCCAAGCCAUUCCAUGGAUUCAGUCGGCUUGUCAUCGCGGGAAAUCCAGAGGGGAAGUCCUAUCUCGAAGACGGAUUGAUAUCGCUCAGUAUCUUUGUCGAUGAAACAAGGUUGCCACAGAUCGUGCGGCCCAGAGCUAGAGAUCGCGCCGAAGAGACUUCAUCCAACUUCAGAUGUACCAAGGGAACAGUCUUUCCCCAUAUGUACCUGGAAUUCUGAUUUUACGAGAACUAUUGACAACCCGAGCAUGUCAUAUUAUCGCAUUAAAAUAGCAAUACAAG
This is a messenger RNA of Aspergillus steynii IBT 23096, 890 nucleotides long. RefSeq lists its product as uncharacterized. Lineage: Eukaryota; Fungi; Ascomycota; Eurotiomycetes; Eurotiales; Aspergillaceae. The transcript is spliced from 2 exons. Bases 247 to 828 code for a protein of 193 amino acids. The record is from RefSeq and is a predicted model, not a curated record.